This is a messenger RNA of Peromyscus maniculatus bairdii (prairie deer mouse), 875 nucleotides long. Its product is annotated as protein BEX2. Lineage: Eukaryota; Metazoa; Chordata; Mammalia; Rodentia; Cricetidae. Gene Ontology annotation, molecular function: signaling receptor binding. Gene Ontology annotation, cellular component: cytoplasm; nucleus. Gene Ontology annotation, biological process: signal transduction. The record is from RefSeq and is a predicted model, not a curated record.
GUGACUAGCCCACCACGCAGGCUCACACCCCUCUCCGGGGCUCUGGACCUGCCCUGGCUCGCGCCCUCCGGCCCGCCGUCCCCAUCCCUGGCCGAGGCACCUGUUCGCGGUGGCGCAGAGCGCGCGGCCCGGGCAGCGCGGAGAGCGGGAGCGGAGCGGGUCCCAGGAGUCGGGCUCCUCAGCGCACCUGGUGGUGAGCAUCGCCGGAGGGGAGAAGGCGAGGAGAGGCCCAGGAAUAAUGGAGUCCAAAGAUCAAGAAGUAAAAAAUCUCAACAUGGAAAAUGACCAUCAGGAGAAGGAGGAGAAGGAAGAAAAGCCACAAGAGGCUAACAAAAGGGAGCCGCCCGCGGCCCUGCCUUUGGAAACAGGCGAAUACAGCGUGCCUAGAGGGAGUCGCAGACGCUUCCGAGUCAGGCCGCCCAUUGCCCACUAUAGAUGGGACCUGCUGUAUAGGGUUGGAGAGCCCCAGGCAAGGGUGAGACAGGAGAACGUGGAGAGGUUUGGGGAGGAUGUGAGGCAGCUCAUGGAGAAGUUGAGGGAAAGGCAGCUGAGCCAUAGUCUGAGGGCGGUUAGCACUGACCCGCCCCACCACGACCACCACGAUGAGUUUUGCCUUAUGCCCUGAAUCCUGAAGUUCUCUCUGAAGAGAAUAUGGGGACCCCUGCUUCUAAAACGUACAUGUUUGUGAUGCACUGUUGUAAAAACUUUGAGGUUACUUCUUUCGUGUGGAUCUCUUCUUGUUGCCAGCUUCUAAUUGAAACUUGUGUUUCAACUUGUUGACUCAGUCUGUAAUCCUUUUGUUAGCAGAAUUUAUCAAUUGCAUGGAAAGAUGCUCAUUACCUAUUGUGAAGCCAAUAAAGCAGAUGAAAAAGGCA